UUUGAGUAUUUGCCAAAUGGGGAAAACUGCUACUUCGUACUUCCGGUAAUGGGACAGAAUCCUUGACAUAUGAGUUUCUGUGAAUAUGGAUUUAGGACCUGCAAACCCAUAUAAUAACGGCUUAUUAUAUUGUGGCUGGAAUCAAGAUCAAGGAUGUUUUGCUUGUGGUAUGGAGAAUGGUUUCAGAGUCUAUAACUCAGAUCCACUGAAAGAAAAAGAAAGACAAGACUUUGCAGAUGGCGGGAUUGGACACAUUGAGAUGCUGUUCAGAUGUAAUUAUCUGGCUUUGGUUGGAGGUGGCAAAAAUCCCAAAUAUCCACCAAACAAAGUCAUGGUCUGGGAUGACUUGAAAAAGAAGCAUGUGAUAGAGUUGGAGUUCUCCUCAGAUGUCAGAAGUGUUCGUUUACGACGGGACAGAAUUGUUGUGGUGUUGGAUACCAUGAUUAAAGUCUACACAUUUACACAAAACCCACAGCAGUUGCAUGUGUUUGAAACAGGCAGCAAUCCAAAAGGCCUGUGUGUCAUGUGCCCAAACAGCAACAACUCCCUUCUUUCCUUCCCUGGUCGCAAGCUUGGUCAUGUUCAGAUCGUAGAUUUAGCAGACACAGAGAAAUCACCUUUAGACAUUGCCGCCCACGAGGCAAACCUCUCGUGCAUGGCCAUGAACCUGCCAGGGUCCCGCCUGGCCACAGCAUCUGAGAAGGGAACUUUAAUCCGUGUCUUUGACACUCAGUCUGGCCUGCAACUUCAUGAACUGAGAAGAGGAGCCAACAGUGCAAACAUUUACUGCAUUAAUUUUAGCCAUGAUUCAACACUGCUGUGUGUAUCCAGUGACCAUGGCACGGUGCACAUAUUCUCCACAGAGGACCAAAAGAAGAACAAACAGUCAAGCUUGGCUUCAGCAAGCUUUUUGCCCAAGUAUUUCAGCUCAAAGUGGAGCUUCUCCAAAUUUCAAGUGCCUGGUGGCUCUCACUGCAUUUGUGCCUUUGGCGCUGAUGCUAACUCUGUCAUUGUGAUCUGUGCAGAUGGCAGUUAUUACAAGUUUGUCUUCAACUCUAAAGGAGAAUGCAUCCGUGAUGUCUAUGCACAGUUUCUGGAAAUGACAGACGAUCGAAUGUGACUUUUCAGCAUGGGAUGGGCUUUAAGGGGAAUAUAUUUCCUGCUUCUUUUGCUGUGCACAUUAAUUUGUGAACGGCUAUUAUCAGCAGCAUGUAUCAGGAGUGUUGUGGACAAAAUGAAUGGUUGCCGUGGAAUUUCAAUUUUAAAGGGAACAGAAUCUGCAAUGUCUCAUUAUUUCUGCCUAAAUCAUACUGGGCAGUAGUAAAGAUGUAAUGUGAUAUGUGUGUGUCAUCAUUUUACGAUCAGCAAAGCAAAAAUUAAGACAAGAGCACGUUGGAAAAUUGCUAGUCAAAUAGAACGGUUUUAUUACUGCCGUAAUACUUUUUACAAUAUAAUUUAAUUUAAAUUAUAUCUGCUUUAACACUGUGAAGUCAUCCAUUGAAGAAAUCAAUAGAAAUGAAGUAUAGGGUGUUGAUUGAGAACAUCAUCUGCAUAUUAAACUUGUUCUUGCAUUAUGUUGUUAACCCUGUACAGAAUGCAAAUCAUUUUUUUUAAAGAUGAGAAGAAAUGAUUACAGAGUGUUGUGCGAUGUUGAGCAGACCUUUUCCAGAUUUUAAGCAGAGAGGUGGUUAGUGUUACUGUAAUUUUAAGGGAAAAAGUUAUGUGCUAUUGUAAGUAAAAUAGUUAUUUCUGUGGCAGUGCCAUGUUACAUCAAGGGUUGCAAGGUGCUUGCAUUAGGUGUGAUAAUUUUACAGUUGAAAUUUCAUGAUUGUGUCAUUAUUUUACUUAUAAAAUCAUUGAUAAAAUUUCCAGUCAUUUAUGACAAUGAAAAAUAACCAUAGAACCAUGUGGGUCUUUUUAAUUUACUCUAGUUUAAACUGUUUUCCAGUGAAAUCCUGUAUUCUGUUGUAAAAAGUUGAUAUCCAAACAAUGUUAUAGAUAUUAAAAACUGUUUACAGUAGAUUAUUCAUCUGGUGUGUUUCCCUAAAGCAAGUACCAAAAAGCACUUGACAGCAUUCAUGCAGUCAUGUUGAGAGGGUGCUGUGAACGAGUUGUUGAAAAGAGUACCUUGAGCCUGUGUGAAGAGAAUCCUUUUCCCUUGAAUAUUUUAAGCUAAAUCUUCAGGGUUGCUUAGAUAUUGGCCUUUUUAAAUUGGCAGGGAGAGCAUUGCAUGCAGAUUAUUAAUGCUUGAGAGAUUUUUGUUUCUGAAGGGUCUUGAAAUGUUUGCUAAUAUGAAACUGUAAUACACUUUUAUUUAAAACCUAUAAAAUCUCUAAAUACUCAUUGCAUGACAUUUCCUCCUGACAAGAAAUAUGUAUAUAACAAAAAAGACAAAAUGUACACCUUGCAGAACGAUAUGAAUGAAGUAUAGACCUCUAUUAUCAAACCACUUUUGAUAGCACUGGAGUGGUUUCUUAUCCAAAUGCUUGACAUUUCACACAUUUUUCAUGAAUUUGGCAUAUUCAUUAUGUUUUACAAAAAUCAAAAAUGUAUUGCUCAUUACCCAAACAAACUAAAAUCUUAUGUGCUUGAAUAUGAUCAAAUAUGACCAUUCCUUUGAAUAUUAUUUUGUUUCAGUGUUUGUGUGUGUGUGUGUGUGUGUGUCUUGUUUGGAUUUUUUUUUUUUUUGCAGGGGGUGGAACAAAAUGAGGUAUAGGGACUUGGUUAUUAAGAUCACAAACCUGUGAAAAAGUUCUAUGUUCUAAUAAAAUAUGUGCAUGUACAUGUGAUCGGUCUAAUCAGCACAUUUCUUUCUCUUUCCAACUUAACUGCCAUGAUAUAUUACCUGCUAUCCACAACAUGCCAUUAUAUAUGGCAUUAACUGUUUGUUUCCACUUUUAAUCGGUAGAAGAAGUGUGGAAAUUAUAAGUUUAAUUAAUGGGCAAAUGAGAUGGACAGGUUUUGUGUUGGAUCCUAAAUCAGUUGAGGUUAUACAGUUUGCUAAAGUUAAUCCCCUUUGCAAAGUGAGCUUGUGACUCAUCACUUAUUGCCCUUGCUUGACAAUGACACAAAUCUGGGUGUGCAUGUUCAAGACUGCAGCAGAAAGUAUUUGAUUGCCAAGGGAAAAUGUCGUUUUCUUUUGUGAGAUAAUAAAAUUGUGAAACUGUUUACUUACAGUGUCAUAUUGUGAUGCUUUGGCAUCUGCCAGGAUUCUAGUAAACAGUAAAUUUGUGUUAGACCUUGCUGGCUAGACCAUAGUCAAUAGUUACUUGUAUUUUUCACAAGUUAUUCAGAAAUGUAUGAUAAAAGGUAUGAAAACAUAACAGUAAUGAUUCUGUGAUACUCUGUAAAUGUUUUGACUUUGGAGAAAAGCUUUCUCUUGCGGGGAGAAUUUCUAAUGUGUGCACAAUCCUGCUAAAUGCUUUAAUUUGUUUUCAAAAUGUGUAUCCCUCCUAAAAUUCCCAGAUAACAGAUUUUUGGCAUGAAGGUAUUGUGUGUUUAUUGGGAAAGAUUUUUUUUCUCUCGUAGGCAUAAUUGUUUUCCAGUGUUGUGGAAUGUUGUACUUAUUGUCUUUUAAACAAAAAUGUCCAUUCCGCUGGGAUGUUAGUAUGUGUAACUAAUGGAAAUAUGUUUUAUUUGAAGCAUUUUGCAGGGUUCAGUUACAUUAAUCACACAUCUUGUCCAUAAUCAUGCAUAUUACACAGUCUGGCAUUACAAGUAAGUGCAUUUUGUGCUGUGUUCAGCCCAUUUUUGUGUGCUGGUGUGUACGUAUUCUCAGUUUUAAAAAGUGUUACCAUGAAAAAGAGGGCACUUUCAUUAACUGGUUAUCUUCAGUUUUUCUCACGUUAAUAAUCCUGCAUCCUUCACUGAUUAUGUUAAAUAUUUAUGCACACCAUUUAUAAGCUGAAGGAUAAAACAAAAUCUGCAUUUCAUGGAGUCCUUAUUGCCUUUGUGGUAAAUAUUGAAUAUUCUUCAGUUUUAGGCUAUUGAAUAAAUACUUGCUUAUCUCAAAUUUAUUUUGUAUAUCUUUUGCACCACAAGAAAACGAAAGCCAAACAAGUAUUGUGCCCUUUACAAUUAUAAAAGCACAGUCUGCAAACAUCACUUCAUUUUGUUUUUUUAGCACAGGCACUUUAGCUGUCAUCCAAUGAAUUGAAAUCACAUUGCGUUUCAGUGUCAUUGUUUGUAAUUCAUAACCAGUUUCAAAGUGGAGAGAGCUGUGUUCAUAGAGUUAACACAGUGCUUGUAUUUGCCAAAAUUUGUUAUGGCUCUUGUUAUAAUUUAAAAAAACAGAUGUCUAAUAUUGUGUAUGCUAAAACAUACAUCAACCAUUCCACAUAUUUUGCCCCUCACAUUUCACUCUUUAUGGUGUCUGGUCACUAAGCAGAAUUUGAUGACAUGGCAAACAUUUUCAGUUGUGAGAUGUUUAGAAGCAAUUUCAAAAAGUAAAAAUGAUGGAGUGACUUUUU
Pomacea canaliculata is the source of this 4469-nucleotide messenger RNA. Its product is annotated as WD repeat domain phosphoinositide-interacting protein 3-like. The coding region runs from base 86 to 1120 and encodes 344 amino acids. Gene Ontology annotation, biological process: autophagy of mitochondrion; protein lipidation; protein localization to phagophore assembly site. The record is from RefSeq and is a predicted model, not a curated record. NCBI's taxonomy places the organism in Eukaryota, Metazoa, Mollusca, Gastropoda, Architaenioglossa, Ampullariidae. Gene Ontology annotation, cellular component: phagophore assembly site membrane; extrinsic component of membrane; cytosol. The transcript has 10 exons. Gene Ontology annotation, molecular function: phosphatidylinositol-3,5-bisphosphate binding; protein binding; phosphatidylinositol-3-phosphate binding.